Molecule: messenger RNA, 4402 nt
Organism: Pseudophryne corroboree (corroboree frog)
Lineage: Eukaryota; Metazoa; Chordata; Amphibia; Anura; Myobatrachidae
Gene: GLYR1
Product: glyoxylate reductase 1 homolog
Exons: 19
Coding region: 122-1918 (598 amino acids)
Molecular function (GO): oxidoreductase activity; NADP binding; NAD binding
Source: RefSeq, a predicted model, not a curated record
CGCAAGGAGCGCGCACGGCACGUCAGAGGGGGGAGGUGAGCGGGUUCCUGUUCCCGGCAUCCUUCGCGCGUCCAUCCUCCUUCCUCCCACCUCCUCCUCCCGCUCCGCCCGCGUCGGUAAGAUGGCGACAGUGAGUCUGCGACAGGGAGAUCUGGUGUGGGGAAAGCUGGGCCGAUAUCCCCCGUGGCCUGGGAAGAUCGUCAACCCGCCCAAAGAUUUAAAGAAGCCGACUGGCAAAAAAUCCUUGUUUGUGAAAUUUUUUGGCAGUGAGGACCAUGCCUGGAUCAAGGUGGAGCAGCUGAAGCCCUACCAUGCGCACAAGGAAGAGAUGCUAAAGGCCACCAAGGGGAAGCGCUUCCAGCAAGCGGUCAAUGCUGUGGAGGAGUACUUGAAGAAGGCCAAAGCAAAGGAACAGUUCUACAGUAGAUUGAAAUGGAUCAUUUGUAAAUCAUUUUGUCCAACGUUUGAGAUGCAAAAACAGAACGCUGGAGAAGACAAGGGCAAGAAGGGGGAAGGGAAGGCUAAGAAGGCCAGCGGAGAACGGGCUAAGAAAGCCAGCGGAGAACGCAAGAAGCCCACAAAGCCCCCAAAGCCUGGCACUAAGUUGUCACAGAAAAAGCCCAAUGAUCAGAGCCCACGCAAACGUGGAAGGCCGCCCAAGGAAGACAAGGGCAUCGCAUCCCCACAGCCGAGUUCCCUGAAGAAGCUGGCAAUGAAAACUGUGUCCCGGUUCAGCUGGCCCCCACCCACAAGCGAGCGUUCCUGGGAUGACCCUCACUUCCAGCACUUCCUGCUCAGCCAGACCGAGAAGGAGGAUACAGCAGGUGACAGCUGGCUGAUGCAUGGCCACAGAACACUAGGCACAGAGAUGGUGCUGAAAAAGCCCAGCGUCACAUAUCAAGCAAUCAGCAAGCGACUGAAGGUGUCUGAGGAAGAUACCGGCUCAACGUCCAUCCAGGCAGCAGACAGCACAGCCAUCAACGGCAGCAUCACACCCACAGACAAAAAGAUUGGCUUUCUCGGCUUGGGGUUAAUGGGAAGUGGGAUAGUAUCCAACCUGCUGAAGAGGGGGCACACUGUGACUGUAUGGAACAGGACUGCAGAGAAGAAAACGUCUGGAGGAAAUGACAGUGAAGUGUGGGAUCAAGAUGAGAACAGAAAGUGUGACUUGUUCAUCCAGGAAGGGGCACACCUGGGCCGGACUCCAGCAGAAGUGGUCUCCACCUGUGACAUCACGUUUGCCUGCGUGGCAGAUCCCUCAGCAGCUAAAGAUUUGGUGUUGGGACCCAGUGGGGUGUUACAAGGUAUCCGUCCAGGAAAAUGUUACGUGGAUAUGUCCACAGUGGAUGCAGAAACAGUGCUGGAAUUAGCACAGGUUAUUGUGUCCCGGGGUGGGCGUUUUCUGGAGGCCCCUGUGUCUGGUAACCAGCAGUUAUCCAAUGACGGGAUGUUGAUGAUCUUGGCAGCUGGAGAUCAUGGUGUUUAUGAGGACUGCAGCAGCUGCUUCCAGGCCAUGGGGAAAACCUCCUUCUUUCUCGGGGAGGUGGGUAACGCAGCAAGAAUGAUGCUGAUUCUCAACAUGGUUCAAGGCAGCUUCAUGGCCACAAUAGCAGAGGGCAUGACCUUAGCCCAGGUGACCGGUCAGUCUCAGCAGACCCUGCUGGACAUCCUGAAUCAAGGACAGCUCGCCAGUAUCUUUCUGGACCAGAAGUGCCAAAAUAUCCUGCAGGGGAAUUUCAAGCCAGACUUCUAUCUGAAGUACAUCCAGAAAGACUUGAGGCUAGCCAUUGCUUUGGGAGACUCCGUCAACCACCCAACUCCUAUGGCUGCUGCAGCCAACGAGGUCUACAAAAGAGCGAAAGCAUUGGAUCAAUCCGACAAUGACAUGUCCGCCGUCUACAGAGCCUACAUCCACUAGUUCCUCCGUUUCAUUGUUAAGGAUUGUUUCUAUAACUUGUUUCUAACACACCACCAGUCCAUCGGUCUUCUUUUUUUCUCCAGAUAUAUAUAUAUACUUUUUUUUUAUUUUUUUUGUUGCUGUUGUCCUUUGUUCAAUUUCUACCAUUGGCACCACAGUCAAGUUCUUGUGAGCUGUCAACACGUCUGCUCCUUUCCAGGCGCCAUGGCCAGAGGAGAGGCGGGUGCUGGAACCCUUCCAGCCUUGCACUAAAGGCGACAGUUCAUGCAGUGCUCUCUGUAGUGACCAAGCCCACACAGUGGACCCUCUGGUGCGCAGGACUUUGCCGUCGGAGUGAAACCACCAGUACAUGCUCCUCUUCACCUGCUGAAGGACAUACAAGAAAUGUUGACUUGUAGACACCAGCACCUGGUUUUCACAAGAGCGCGUGUCCUCCAGAUGACUACUUUCUUGGAAGAUUAUUGUAUUGUAGUUGUACAGUGCACUUUUUUUAUUUUAUUUUUUCUUGGAUCCCGUGCACCUCCUUCUCCAGUCCCACGUAAAGUGGUUAUUGGUUCAGGCGCUCUUUCUGAUCACCUGUCUUCACUCUUCCCGUGGUCUGUGCUACAAUGCAAAGGUUCUACUUGGGUUUCCUUGGUACCAAGUUUGGGCAACCUGUGUCUUUUUACAGGUGUUAUGGCCCGCUGGGUCAUGUCGUUCCAUAAAAGCUGGUGAUCCAUAGGUGUCUGAUCAUCCUAGGUGAAAACAUUCUCCCCCAUUAGACCUCGGUUUAUGAUGCAGGAAUAUAUAGUAGUCUGACAUCCUCCGUAAAAUGAGCCUCAGUUACCAUAUACAGAAUGUAUUUUUGGAUGUUACACAUUCAUUCCCAACCCUUUCUAUCUCCAGCCCCUCCAGAAACCUUAUUUGGCCGUUUCAACAAUAAUGGCAGCUAAAAGACCAGACGUCAUCCCGAAGUAUAACAAAACAAAACACAUUCUCACUGAAGUCAACUUUUUUUUUAAUAACAUUUUUAUUUAUUUAAUUUUUUAAUUCGAUUUUUAUUGUGCGUUUUAUUUCUGCUUUUGAGUUUUUAAAUAAUUGUGUUCGCUUCCUGUUUUUGUGCAAUUGUUUUGCGAUAAGCUAGAAAAUGGCAUGCUGGCGAGGCUGGAUCUUGGUACCCAAAGGGGGUUGUCCUAUGGGCUGUUACUGGGGAGGUCCUUGAUAAAGAACAACAGUGUCCAAAUGCAUCCUCUGAAAGAUGAGAUAUUGUCCAUGUAUUUACCAUAUAAAACGUAGGUGUGUAUUUAUGCAUCGGGCGUUUGUGUUGUACACAUACCACAUAGCUAUCCUAUCUCAAGCAUCCCGUUUCCGAGCACCAAGGCAUUAAUCUGCAUUUUUCUGAGUUUAAUACACUUUUGAUUCAGUUAAGGUAAAGGCAGCCUUGUAGGUGAACCUCGCCCAUCAUAUUUGGAGACAAGUGCUUGUUUUCUCCUGUGUUAGUCUUAAUAUACAAAUAUUGAGGAUGAGGCACAACCAGUUUUAAUGUGAUCACAUUACCGUCGCAAUGGAGGCAGCCAUUUUUGUGGAGCCGAGGAAUAUUCUUGGUAAUACCUUCACUGUAAGCUAGUGAUCUCCCCAUGUAGCCUCUGUAAUGUCACCAGUUGCAGCUGUACCGGUAGACGGAAUAAUGGCUCGGUCCACAACAUGGCUGCCUGCUGUGUACAUAAACCAACUUCUUGCAUGACUGAAAAAAAUUAAAAAUCUUAUUUGAUGGUAAAUUUUUCCAAAGAAAUAUGCCGAGGUUUGUGCUUUGCUUUGUCCAGUAAGCCAUAAUAUAAGUGUUAAUUUAAUUGCACCGUGCCCGUACGUAUUUAUCCGUGUCUUUUAUGCAGCACCAUCUAAAACAACCAUCCUUCUGCAAUAACGAAUGUUCAGUAUUGAAGCCGGUUACCGUUAAGGUGCCGCAGAUUGUGCUGCUUAUCAGACGUGUUACCUGAUAAAACAUGAUUACUCUAUGACCUCUUUGUAGCGUUGUGGAUUAAAGGCCAUGGGUAUGGUGAAGAACAAUUCAGGUGACCAGAAAACCUGCACUGAUAGAACCAUUGUCUAUUCCGGCUUUUGUGAAUAGUGCUAUUUGUGUCACAUGCAAUGCCAUAUGAGCUUUGAUUUCUCUCCACAUCCUUGUUUUUUUGAUGAUUACCCUAUCUCCCCCCCCCCCCCCCUCUUCAUUUCCAAUCACCCAUGCUAUAAUUUCCCCCAUUGCAGCUUUCCUGCUGAUCCGAAAACCCAGUAGCAUAAGUUAUGAUUUCUUUUUAUUGUUUAUUUUGUUGGGGAGGGGGGUUGAGGGGAGCCUUGUGAAAGGGGUGGCGCUUUUAUGUUUUAUAAUUCAAGUUUUGUCAUUGGAAAAAGUGUGUUAUAUGGGGCGGGAGGGAAGUGGGUAAUUAAGUGAGUUUUGUGCAAUUAGCUAUGCUACUGGCAAACAAUAAAACCUACCUUGGUAAUUAC